CAUUUUAGUGCGCACUUCUAUGAAAACUCCCUCUUCUUCUCUCUCUUUCUUACGGUUCUUUGAGUGACUGUUUGGUUAUUGGUGAUGGAAAUGGCAUUUGAGGAGCUUAAGAUAAGAAGCUUCGACCGCGAAAUCGAUAGAGAACGCAUCGAGGAUUUCGAGCGGCGGUGUGAAAUCGGACCAGCUGAGAGUGUGUUCCUCUUCACAGACACCAUGGGUGACCCUAUUUGUAGGAUCCGUCACUGCCCUCAAUACAAAAUGCUGGUGGCCGAGUUGAAUCAUGAGUUGGUAGGUGUCAUCCAAGGUUCCAUUAAGAUAGUAACAGUUUGUAAGGAUCAAGCCCGGGUCGGGUACAUAUUAGGGCUCCGAAUUGCUCCUCUUCACCGGAGAAAAGGCAUUGGUAUGAAGCUAGUGAAACGUCUUGAAGAAUGGUUCAUUGCUAACCAUGUGGACUUCUCAUACAUGGCCACUGAUAAGGAUAAUGAAGCCUCAGUGAAGCUAUUCACAAACAAACUCGGGUAUGUGAAGUUUCGGACUCCGGCCAUACUAGUCCACCCGGUGGGUAUGAGAAGGAUGCGAAUCUCACCAACCGUCGAGAUUGCGAAGCUCAAGAUAGAAGAUGCAGAGCGUCUCUACCGUAUGUUCAUGGGGUCCACUGAGUUCUUUCCGAGAGACAUCGACCGAGUUUUAAGAAAUAAGCUGAGUUUAGGCACCUGGAUUGCCUACCCACGAGGUGAGUCGUGGGUCAACUCAUCCGGUCAAGGCCAACUCCCACCCAAUUGGGCCAUGGUGAGUGUGUGGAACAGUGGAGAUGUGUUCAAGCUGAGGGUAGGGAAAGCACCUUUAUCAUGCGUCAUGUAUGCCAAGAGCUCAAGAUUGAUGGAUCGGGCGUUCCCGUGCUUGAAGAUUCCGGUGUUCCCGGAUGUUUUCCGGCCAUUCGGGUUCUAUUUCAUGUACGGGUUGCACCAGGAAGGGCCGAGGUCGGGUGUAUUGGUGAGUUCCUUGUGCAGGUUUGUACAUAACAUGGCGAAGGAGUUGGAUGAGGAGGACUGUAAGGUAAUUGUGACGGAGGUUGGGGGUGAUGACACACUCAAACUUCACAUCCCACAUUGGAAAUUGUUGUCCUGCGCAGAGGAUUUUUGGUGCAUAAAGGGGUUGAGGAAAGAAGCCCAAGAUACCUUGUUUGAAUUAUUAACCAAAAAGCCAGCCAGCAGAGCCCUUUUCGUCGACCCUAGAGAGGUUUGAAAGGAAACAAAGUAAGGGUAUCCCUCAACUCAAAGGGUCCUACAAGUACCCCCCCCCCCUCUUUUCCCGGGGAUCAAGAUAGUAACAUCCGGGUUGGGAAUGUGGGAAUGAAUUGUGGAUUCUUGUAGUUGUUGUUAUAGUAGUAGUAGUAGUAGUAGUAGUAGGCUUCAUGUUCUGAAGCACUUAUUCACUCACUCUCUCCCCUCGUGAGAGGUGAUCAGUUGUUCCUUUCACUUUUUCAUGAGAUCAUAUCUUUCAAGAUUUCCU
This is a messenger RNA of Macadamia integrifolia, 1512 nucleotides long. Its product is annotated as probable N-acetyltransferase HLS1-like. The transcript has a single exon. The record is from RefSeq and is a predicted model, not a curated record. NCBI's taxonomy places the organism in Eukaryota, Viridiplantae, Streptophyta, Magnoliopsida, Proteales, Proteaceae. Gene Ontology annotation, molecular function: acyltransferase activity, transferring groups other than amino-acyl groups. Bases 85 to 1245 code for a protein of 386 amino acids.